Molecule: messenger RNA, 336 nt
Organism: Cladocopium goreaui
Lineage: Eukaryota; Dinophyceae; Suessiales; Symbiodiniaceae
Source: the annotation of a GenBank genome assembly
AUGAUGAUGCUCUCUGUUGGACCAGCGUUGAAACCUGAUGCUAAAGGCUGGACCAUGCUGUACUACUCUACUCGACCUAGUUUGUCUUCAAUCGUUUCAUGUUUUUGGCAGAGAAGCACAAAAGAAAUUGGCUGCUUGAGUCAGACUCAAGCGAACCACGGCCCACGGCCUCCUGGAAGAUCAGGAUACCUGGAUACCAGUGACCUAGCUACCAGUGAUUUGGCCAUCUCCCCAUCAUCGUCCAAAGGAUGCUCUGAGAAACCAAUCGGUAUCGUAGCGUUCAUGGUUUUUGACCAUGGAAAAGUGCGUGUUCCAGAGGGCAUGACGGGCAUUUAG